Culicoides brevitarsis is the source of this 2076-nucleotide messenger RNA. RefSeq names its product phenoloxidase 2-like. The coding region runs from base 1 to 2076 and encodes 691 amino acids. NCBI's taxonomy places the organism in Eukaryota, Metazoa, Arthropoda, Insecta, Diptera, Ceratopogonidae. The record is from RefSeq and is a predicted model, not a curated record. The transcript has 4 exons.
AUGACAGACAUCAAGAAACAUUUAUUGCUCUUGUUCGAUCGUCCUUACGAACCAAUUUUCACAUCACGGGGCGACAAUGUAACAAUUGAACUUCCCGCAACGUUUUAUACGACGAGAUAUCGCCCGAUGGCGACGCAAAUCAUGACCCGAGCUCGCGGAAGGGGAUCCAAGAUGAUCAGUGUGAAGGAUAUCACGACGCCUGAAAUUGAGGAUGUCAUGGAACUCCAAAGAAAUGACCAUUUUUCGCUUUUUGUGACGAAACAUCAGAAAUUGGCGGGAAAAUUAAUUGAUGUUUUUAUGAAAAUGACGGAUCCCGAAGACUUUUUCGCUGCCGCAUGUUACGCCCAUGAUCGAGUCAACCCAUAUUUGUUCCAAUAUGCCUUCGCCGUUGCCUUAUUACAUCGCGACGAUACACGAGACGUUCAAAUCCCAUCGCUAAUGGAGACUUUUCCCGGCAAAUUUGUCGAUUCCAACGUUCUUGGGCAACUUCGCGAAGAAGUUUUCAUCGUUGAUACGGCGUCUCGUGAAGCAGUUCGUAUUCCGCGUGAUUAUACCGCCUCCGAUAUCGAUCCGGAACAUCGUUUAUGGUAUUUCCGCGAAGAUCCCGGCUUGAAUUUGCAUCAUUGGCAUUGGCAUCUCGUGUAUCCCGCUGACUCUAAUACCCCUAAAAUGGUAGAAAAAGACCGCAGAGGCGAGUUAUUCUACUACAUGCAUCAACAAAUCAUCGCGCGAUACAACAUCGAACGCAUCGCCAACACCUUGACACGCGUAAAGUCCUUCAAUGACUUUAGAAAACCAAUUUCCGAAGGAUAUUUUCCGAAAAUGGACUCUUCUGUGGCGAGUAGAGCAUGGCCUGGGCGUGCAGAUAACAUUUCCUUGUCAGAUAUCAACCGAGAAACGGACCAAAUUCAACUACAAAUCGCCGAUUUGGAACUUUGGCGCGACCGAAUCCUCCAAGCGAUCGAUCAAAUGGCAGUUACAACCCCAAAUGGCGACGUAAUUCCCUUAAAUUUUGAUGAAAACACGGAUUUUGGGAUUGACAUCCUUGGAAAUCUCAUUGAAUCGAGCUCUUUAUCCGCAAAUCGUCAAAUGUACGGGCAAUUACAUAAUUUUGGUCACGUGAUCAUCUCGUACGUGAACGAUCCAAUAAAUAAACAUCUCGAAUCGGGCGGCGUCAUGAACGAUACGGCGACGGCAAUGCGAGAUCCGAUCUUCUACCGAUGGCAUUCCUUCAUAAAUGACCUUUUUGAGGUUUAUAAGAAAAAUUUGACGCCUUAUACGGAAGAACAACUCACCUGGCGAGGCGUUGAAGUGACUUCAAUCGACGUUUUGGGCAAAAAAGGCGCCAAAAACCAAUUCGAGACUUUUUGGAAUACGAGUAAAGUUGAUUUCGCGCGUGGAUUGGAUUUUCAACCGCAAGGCUCGGUGUUCGUUGAGUUCGAUCAUUUGAAUCACGAAGCAUUUUCGUAUAAAAUUCAAGUCGAAAAUCGAUCAGGAAAGCCUCAAAUGGGCAUUUUUCGUGUUUUUAUGGCGCCAAAGAAGGAUGAAUGCUUGAAGGACUUGAAAUUUAGCGAACAGCGCUUGAUGAUGAUUGAAAUGGAUAAAUUUAUUGUUCAAUUGAAUCCGGGGAUGAAUAUCGUGCAACAUGCUUCUACAGCGUCAUCAGUAACAAUCCCUUUCGAACAAACUUUUCGUAAUUUGGAUCAAAAUCGUCCUGAAGCGGGUACAGUUGAUGCUGCUGAGUUCAAUAUUUGUGGCUGUGGAUGGCCUCAACAUUUGCUCGUUCCUCGCGGAAAAUCGGGUUCUGGACAACAAUUUCAACUCUUCGUAAUGGUUUCGGAUUACGAAAAUGACAAAAUUGAUCAAAAACUGGUCGGUUCAUGUACUUUAGCAGCAACUUUCUGUGGCAUUCGAGAUGCUAAAUACCCGGAUAAGCGUCCCAUGGGGUAUCCUUUCGAUCGUGAAGCACGUGAAGGAGUUGAAAAUCUGGAAAAUUUCUUAACUCCAAACAUGGGAAUGCAAGAAGUGACGGUUGUUUUCCAUGAUGAGACACGAAAAAGACCUUCGAAGUCUUAA